Thermothelomyces thermophilus ATCC 42464 is the source of this 177-nucleotide messenger RNA. RefSeq lists its product as uncharacterized. Lineage: Eukaryota; Fungi; Ascomycota; Sordariomycetes; Sordariales; Chaetomiaceae. Bases 1 to 177 code for a protein of 58 amino acids. The transcript has a single exon. The record is from RefSeq and is a predicted model, not a curated record.
AUGCUGCGUAUAGAAAACAGAAAGGGCGAAAAAGCUCAAGGAGAAGGGAGAAGAAAAAAGAAGGAAAAAAAGACAUACAACACCGAGGAUUCGCUGGUCGUCACCGACCCAACUACUGACUCGGCCAUUACCAGCUUGACUAAGGGAGAGCGGACGGGAUCCCGUAUUUUCUGGUAG